AACUCAACACACACCCAUCUUCUCCGCUGGUCAAACUUAGAGAGAGAAAGAGGAGAGAGAUAUUAAAGACUCCAUCUUUUUGCAGCCAUUUCUUCACCAUGACAGCUGAAUCAUCAAAUCUCAGAAUCAUAGUACAAAAGAAUCUCACAGAAACCCAACUCGCCGAAUUGGGUAUCAAAUCUUGGCCAAAAUGGGGAUGUUCUCCGGGGAAAUAUCAGUUGAAAUAUGAUGCAGAAGAAACAUGUUAUUUUCUAAGAGGAAAGAUUAAAGUAUACCCAAAAGGGUCGCCGGAAACAGAGGCAGUGGAAUUCGGCGCCGGCGAUCUGGUAAUCCUACCAAAGGGAUUGAGUUGUACUUGGGAUGUUUCAGUUCCUGUUGAUAAACAUUACAAGUUUGAUUCAACAUCAUCUUCAUCUUCUUAAUGAUUUUAUUUUAUGAUCAACUUUAAUUAAAUUAGUUGUAAGAGGUUAGCUCUGUUUAUGCUAAUUAUCUAAUUUUAAUUUCAUAUU
Molecule: messenger RNA, 509 nt
Organism: Impatiens glandulifera
Lineage: Eukaryota; Viridiplantae; Streptophyta; Magnoliopsida; Ericales; Balsaminaceae
Exons: 2
Coding region: 99-422 (107 amino acids)
Source: RefSeq, a predicted model, not a curated record